AUGCCAUCUCCAGCUGAACAAUACUACCCAUCGGAACCAAAGGCUCCGAUUAUCAAGACCCCAGAAGUCCCAGGCCCUGAGAGUAAGAAGAGGCUAGCUGAAUUAAAUGACCUUUACGAUUGUAGACCGGCCGCAUUUAUGGCUGACUAUGAGAAAUCCAUCGGUAAUUAUAUUACCGAUGUGGAUGGCAAUGUGAUGCUAGAUGUGUACGCCCAAAUUGCCUCUAUUGCAUUGGGUUACAACAACCCUGCCUUAAUUGAGGCCACAAAGACACCAGAGAUGAUCAGAGCUCUAGUUGACCGUCCAUCACUGUGCUCAUUCCCUCCAACAGACUUGGAGAAGAGCUUGAAUCAGCUCUUGAAGUUUGCUCCCAAGGGCCAAAACCGCAUUUGGUGUGGUUUGAGUGGUACAGAUGCUAAUGAAUUGGCCUUUAAGGCUGCUUUCAUCUACUACAAGAGCAUGCAGAGAGGGUAUGACGCAGAAUUUACCGCCGAGGAAGAAGAAAGUGUCAUGAACAAUGAGGAGCCAGGUGCACCCCACUUGUCUAUUCUAUCCUUCAAAAAAGCUUUCCAUGGGAGACUUUUUGCGGCUGCAUCAGUGACUAACUCCAAGGCUGUGCACAAGCUGGACUUCCCACAGUUCCAUUGGCCUCACGCCGAGUUCCCUGACUAUAAGUACCCUCUCCAUGAGCAUGAAGAGGAAAACCGUAAGGAAGACGAGCGCUGCUUGGCCAAUGCGGAAAAGAUAAUCAACACUUGGGAGACCCCAAUUGCUGCUGUGAUCAUUGAGCCAGUCCAAGCUGAAGGUGGUGAUAACCAUGCUUCAAAAUACCUUCUACAAGGACUAAGAGAUUUAACCUUGAAAUAUGGUAUUGUAUACAUCAUCGAUGAGGUACAAACAGGUGUAGGUGCCACUGGUAAAUUAUGGUGUCACGAACAUGCCGAUAUUCAACCACCACCAGAUAUUGUGACUUUUGCUAAGAAGUUCCAGACAUGUGGAUACUUCUUCCAUGAGCCAAAGAUUGUUCCUAACAAGCCAUCGAGACAAUUUAACACCUGGUGUGGUGAUCCAGCUAGAAUGUUAAUUGGUGGGGCCAUUGGUCAAGAAAUCACUGACAAAAAAUUGGUUGAGCAAUGCUCUAGGGUUGGUGAUUAUCUGUUUGGUAAACUUGAAGAGCUACAGAAGCAAUACCCAAAGAAACUUUUAAGACUAAGAGGUAAAAACAGAGGUACCUUCAUCGCCUGGGAUUUAGAAACCGGUGAGGAAAGAGAUGCUUUCUUGAAGAAGAUGAGGGCAAAUGGUGUGAACAUUGGCGGUUGUGCUAAUUCAACAGUCAGACUAAGACCAACUUUGACUUUUGAAGAAAAACACGCUGACAUCCUCAUUGAUGUUUUGAAGAAAGUUCUACAAGAGUGA
Nakaseomyces glabratus is the source of this 1416-nucleotide messenger RNA. RefSeq names its product 4-aminobutyrate transaminase (gene UGA1). Gene Ontology annotation, molecular function: pyridoxal phosphate binding. The record is from RefSeq and is a predicted model, not a curated record. Lineage: Eukaryota; Fungi; Ascomycota; Saccharomycetes; Saccharomycetales; Saccharomycetaceae. Gene Ontology annotation, biological process: GABA catabolic process. Gene Ontology annotation, cellular component: mitochondrion.